Messenger RNA from Microbotryum saponariae, 165 nucleotides. NCBI's taxonomy places the organism in Eukaryota, Fungi, Basidiomycota, Microbotryomycetes, Microbotryales, Microbotryaceae. The record is from the annotation of a GenBank genome assembly.
AUGAAGUACUCGAUCGUCUUUGUCGCGCUCGUCGUCAUGGCCACGGUUAACGUCUUGGCUCUCCCCGCCGUCGCGAUUAAGCCCACCUCGGAAAUCGACGAACCCUAUACCGUUUCUCGCACGGCUAGAGUACCCAACCGGCCACGCAACACGGAUUUUGAGUAA